Molecule: messenger RNA, 2230 nt
Organism: Coturnix japonica (Japanese quail)
Lineage: Eukaryota; Metazoa; Chordata; Aves; Galliformes; Phasianidae
Biological process (GO): regulation of DNA-templated transcription
Molecular function (GO): sequence-specific DNA binding; DNA-binding transcription factor activity
Source: RefSeq, a predicted model, not a curated record
AGCACUGGGCUUGGGGUGGUCAACUGACAUUCAUACUUUACAACAAGCCUACUUCUGUCUGUCCAAAUGAAUACAACACAAAUAUUUUGGCAGCAGUUCCUUGUUGUUGGCCGCUCGCAUACCUGAAACAAAGGGAUGCAGACAGAAGAGCCCAUGUGUUUGACUAGAAAAUAGGCAGAGCAUCUUUGCCCUGCUGCCCUGUGUGUAUCACUGAUUGAAUUUUCCAGCUGAGGGAGCAGCAGCAGCAUGUGUGCCCAGCAGCGGUGUGCCAGCAGCACCUCAGCAACAGGUGGCAGAGUCUCGCUUGUUUGGGGCACAUGGAAACACUGGGAAAGUUAAAAGCACACACAGCCUAUGUUGUUUGAAAAGAGCAAAUAAACCAUCCAAACACUGAAAGCCGCCUUUUUUUCCUCCCCUGCUCAUCUCCUUUUCUUCUCCCUCUGCUGUUUCUUUAGUCCUUUUGUUUCUUCUCUGUCAGACAUCUGUCCUCUGGUUGGACUGCUGCUCCAGCAGCCAAGGCAUAUAUCACAGUAUCACAAAAGAUCCCAAGUUGGAAGCAGCAAACACCCGGGGUAUUUUCAGAUAGGGAUUGCUCAGUCAGUGGCUCAGAUUAGAGAAAUGAGAGAUCUUUAAUAGAAUUUGAGAGCAUCUCACGAUGGCAUAAAGUCACCUAGAAGCAGAUCAAAGAAGAAAUACUAGUCCUAGUAAGGUUCACGAAUGGAAAUAAACUUCCUACAGAAGUGUACCCGAUGAAGGCAUUGCUGGACAAGUCUUCCUCGGGGAAAUUAGAGGUUUCUGUCUGCCUACUGGUUUAGGAAGCAUAAAUAUCUUGCAUCAUAUUCCCUUACAUAUGUCCAUAAAUACCAAGGAUGCCCCACCCCAUUUCCCCAGCCAACAGUCACCUCUCUGUGAGGUCACCGUGAUGCACACGGUCACCACGGUGACGUCUGUGAACACCCCGACCCACUGCCCACUCCUCACACCACUGGUGCCAUUGCGCUCCAUCCUGCUGCUGGCAGGACGACCUUUGCUGGCCGAGGAGACCAUUGCGGACAGAAAUUUCUGUCACGAACAUUUACCAAUUAGAAUGGAGACAUCUUCAUCAGAAACUCCUCGAGUUUCUGUGACAAACGCUGAGUCGGCAGACUCGGCUUCUCCUGUCCCACAAAGACGGGCUAAGAGAACAGCUCGGGAUGCUGCCUUAGGAGAGGCACGAGAAGCAAACACUUCUCAGGGCUCUCAGGAGGCAUCCCGUGCUAAAAGACCACGGCAUCAUCUGUCCACAAAGGGCUCUUGCAAAGCCCAAGACCCAUCAUCCGCCUUUCUACGCAAGCUCCAUCAAAUUGUGGACAGCAAACUCUAUCAGUCCAUCCAGUGGGGCGACGAUGAAAGCUGCAUUGUGAUAGAGGAAACCUGCUUCAAAACUGAAGUGCUGGGAACAACAGGACCUCUACACGCUCUCAACAUUCAUUGCAUGAAAGCUUUCAUCCACCAGCUCCACCUCCACGGAUUCUUCAUCGUGGACAGCGAUUUGCCAACAUUUGCCUCACGGGCAAAAUUCCCAGCAGCCGGAGCCACAUCUGCUUCUAGUGAGUUACUCUGCUACUACAACCCCAGCUUCAAGAAAGAGUACCCAUGUCUGCAAAGAUGGUCCAAGCAAAGCGCUGGCGUACGAAGGAGAGCAUCAGCUGCAUUCCCACCAGAGCUGGAUUUGGAGGACGGCCCCCUGAGCAGCCCUCCAAGGAGACGGCGAGGCCCUGCAGCAUCAGCGGGCACUGAGCCUGCUGGUAGCAACCAGGAUGCUGCUCCUGCUGCAGCUGCUGCUCCUCCAUCUCCUGAACCAAAUGGUCCUUCUCCACCAGGGCUGGGACCAGACAGCGGAGCUGGAGGCGACGGACUUGGACGCUAGCACAAUUUAGGAUGUAGGAAAUAGAGAUUUUAGGUACCUAGCAAAUAGAUUGAAGAUGUUCUUGAAAUAAAUGUUCUAAAUAUUUUCCAGUAGUCCUGUUUCUUCAUUUGACAGUUCCUCUUCCUGUGCCCAAGGCUGGGGGGUACUUCAGGGAGAUCUCAUUUCUCUGACCUGGUCCAAGCAAUGAGGGGAGCACACCAGUGGACAGCCCCAAUCUCACUGCAGCCUCUAGGUGAGACUUUUUGAAGAAGGCAGGACUGAAACUGGUCUACUCUCAGCUGCAGUUUUGGGACCAGGAAGAAUCCAGCAGACAGCUUCAAG